AUGGAGGAGGUGGAGAUGGAGGUGGACGCUGUUAAGUGCAGCGACCAGCUGACGAGAUUGCGUCAGCAGUGGCAGGGGGACCGCACUGCACAGCUACACGCGAUGAUGUCCGAGUGCUUCAGAAAGGAGCCGAUACAGUCAGGCAAGAGGUUUAGCAGUGAAACGGAGGAGACGGUUGUGCAGGAGACAAGUUAUGAAGAAUCCCCAAAGAGGAAAAAGAAGGCAACGCAUCAAAAUGAAGUGACGUCACCAUCAGCUGAUGCAACGCGAGCUGAAACUCCGCUGUCUCCUGAACCAGCUUUAGUACCAAAUGUACCUCCAGCUCCGACUGUCUGUCAACACGAAGUCCCAGAGCUAUUAGAGCAGCCAGAUUCCGUCUCUCCGCAGCCGGCAGAGCAGGAAACGCCGUCCGUUCGUAAAGGUGAAGUCCAAGCUGUUGACGUGGAAGAGUUCCCCCAACAGGAUAGGAUCAUGCGUGCUCUUGAGAAGCGGUCCGAACAACUUGGUAGAUUGGCACAAUCUCACAGACAACUUGCCGAUGUAUCGCAUAAACUCUUGGAGGCUCUGCUCGAUCAGCAGGGCAAAAUUUUGAGAAAGACAUUGAUUGGCUCAAUUCACUCAGUCACCGCGAUCGCAGCACUCGUCGCCAUGUUCAAGCGCUUCAGUGUCGACGAGCACGUGAGCACCAGCAGCAAGGUCAAGUCCUCGCAGCAGCGCAGCAUCCGCUCCAAGGUGCUGGAGCAGUACCCGGACUUGGAGUCCUAUGCCGAGAUGUUUAUGCCCAAGAAGGCGCCAAUGGUUGUUGCCAAAUGCCACAACCACAUCCAGAUCGUGUUGCACGAAGGCGAGCCUCUCUUCUUUAACCAGCGUGAUGGUCCCUUCAUGCCCACGCUCAAGCUGCUGCACAAGAUGCCGCACGUUAUGAAGCAAGUGCGAGCCGACAAGGGUGCGAUCCCCUUCGUGCUCUCGGGGGCCAACGUCAUGUGCCCCGGUCUCACCUCGGCUGGUGGUGAUAUGCCUGAGCCACUGGAGGCUGGUACCCCUGUCGCAAUUAUGGCGGAGGGUAAGGAACACGCCAUGGCCAUUGGUAUCCUCUCCAUGUCUACCGACGACAUUCGCAACAAGAGCAAGGGAGUGGCUAUCGAGAUGGUACACUUCCUUGGUGACGACCUCUGGACGUGCUCGCACAUCGACUAG
Molecule: messenger RNA, 1197 nt
Organism: Phytophthora infestans T30-4
Lineage: Eukaryota; Oomycota; Peronosporomycetes; Peronosporales; Peronosporaceae
Exons: 5
Coding region: 1-1197 (398 amino acids)
Biological process (GO): formation of translation preinitiation complex
Molecular function (GO): RNA binding
Source: RefSeq, a predicted model, not a curated record